Molecule: messenger RNA, 288 nt
Organism: Gongylonema pulchrum
Lineage: Eukaryota; Metazoa; Nematoda; Chromadorea; Rhabditida; Gongylonematidae
Source: the annotation of a GenBank genome assembly
AUGGAACGACGAACGAGAAAAGGAUGGGCCGGGAAAGUGUAUUAUUGCUACUGCUACUGCCCUGUCGCGACACCGAUAAUGAUUUGCGUGCCAUCAGGAAAUGAUGACACUGAUACCGACGAUGAUACUGAUAGCGACAAUAUUGAGUGGCAGGGUGGUGAAGAUGCUGAUGGCAAUAGCAUUGAUGACAGUGAUAGCGACGAUAAAUUAAUAAUUAUAAUGAUAAUGGCGGUGCACACGUCCUCUUCUUUCGUCCUCUACGCACCAUGUAGUCAUUCAGUGAAAUAA